Molecule: messenger RNA, 36724 nt
Organism: Xyrichtys novacula (pearly razorfish)
Lineage: Eukaryota; Metazoa; Chordata; Actinopteri; Labriformes; Labridae
Source: the annotation of a GenBank genome assembly
UUUUAAGUAUUUUAUUUCACAUUAAAUGUGGAUGAGAGGGAAAAUGUCAAAUAAAACAAGUGAAAGGGAUAAAAUUAAAAGAUAGAAAAGAAGCAAAAACUGCAAAGUUGUCGCAGAAUGGACAUUUUUGUCCUUAAUAUGAUUUAUUUUCAACACUCACUCUGCAAUAACACAUGUAUUCACUCUGUUUAUACAUUUUUCUCACUGAUUUCCUCGAGUAAAGGAGGUUUAAACUGAACACAUUUAAGCCAUAUCUGACAUUAAUGGUAAUAAUAAAGGAUCUAUUUUUUCCUCCGCUGUAAAGACGGAUUGAUGCUCCGAUUGAUGAGACCUGUCUCUUCAUGUCCUGAUGAAUAUUUCUGCUGCUUGUCGUCAGGGAUUUUUCCUUUUCCAUCAAUUUUACAGCACCAAGUUAAUGUGCAUGCGCGCUCCCGUCUUCUACGUGUGACGGGAGCGCGCAACUGCAGCAGAUGAGAGGGGGAGGAAAGAGAGAGAGAAAGGGAGUGAGGGAGGGAGAGAGGGGGGGAGGAGGAGUGUGAAUGUUACGAGUCACUUCUCAUUCCUCUAAUUUAGCAGAGAGAAAGGAAGAAAGGUAGAGAGACACAGAGAGAGAGAGGGAGAGAGAGAGAAAGAGAGAGAGAGAGAGAGAGAGAGAGAGAGAGAGAGAGAGAGAGAGAGAGAGAGAGAGAGAGAGAGAGAGAGCUUAGCGCUGAGUGGCUGAGAAGGACCGUGAGGCGCGCGGACUCUGCGGUAUCUGACCUGAAAAAAAAGGGAGAAGAAGCACCUUAGCGCGUGCAGCUGCUCGGAAAACCUACGGCACCUAAACGCACCGAGCCGGGCGGGUCCUCGUGCUCCAGGUGUGCUACGAGGAGAAAACAAUCCGGCCGCAUCGAUCAUCACGGAGAUAUCACGGAGAGAUCGGUCGCUGCUGACGCGACACACAGUCCGAGUCCGGGAGCUCCUCAAUCCGGAGAUCCGCAGAGGCAGCGGACGGGCAGCAGGAUCCAUCUGGGGGUCUGAUUUUUAGGGUUUUUUACGGAGCGCUCGGUGCAGGGAUACCGCGGCGGAGAGCGGGAGGAGGAGGAGCAGCAGCUGGGGAGGAGAGGCCGAGAACGGCGGGCACACGGAGUCGAAUCCCGGAGAGAAUAUUUCGGGAUAAAGAGGGUCUGAGAGGAUCUCAAUGCGGUGAAAUCAGAGAGAGGAUAUAAAAGGACUCUUCUCCACCUUCAGCACCUUCCCUCGCCUCCUUCCCUCCUCGUCUCCUUCCCUCCUCGCCUCCUCAGAUGGGUUAACAUCGCACUGUUCUUCCUGCAGCUUCUCGUAGGGUCCUCACACCUGCUCUCACCUGCCCUCCCCGACCUGCAGGGGCCUUAUGAUGUAGGAGCCAGACCCCCCAUUCCCCCCCAGCUCCGAGUCCCUGCACCACCAUCUUUAAUUUAACCUCCCCCUCCACACACACUCCCGUGCGUCCCCCCCUAACCCAGCGUCCCACCAUGCCGGCGGGGAUGAAACCGCUGGAGAAGUUCCUGAAGAAGCAGACCACGGCUCUGACCCGGGCCGGGGGCUUUGUAGGCGGGGUGACGGACAAGGCCGGCGGGGGGACGGGGGCGUCCCGCCGCAGGGCGAGCCUAUCUCGGGUCGUCCCGUUCUUCAGGGAGACUUCACCGGAGAGUGGCCAGGCCCGGGAGGUGUUUAGGUGAGACAUGUGGGAAUGAUGCAUGUACUUUAAAAUCCUCUACUGAUAAAUGCAGUUGUCCUGAAUCUGACCUGAGCACAGCCGGACCAACCCAUGAUGAACAACGGGGCAGAUAAGGUCCCCUGAUCAUUUAACAGCUAACUUUCACGUUUUAAAGCCAGAUUAUUGCAUCUGUGCAUCACGAUGAAGUCCAGAGUUUGAAUCAGAGUUUAAUUGCUAAAAAUCAGUGAUGUAACAUCUUAGAGCACAGGAGUUGCUGGCAAGCUGUUGGUUUGACUCCGAUGUCUGGAGAAAUCUGCUGCGAAGAUUAAGUGACCCUUAAAGGGAUAUUCCGGUGUAAAGUUAAUUUAGGGUCAAACACACCGUUACACCAAGUUAGACACCCCCUCAAGAGAUGAAUGUUGCCAACCGCUUGCUUCUCUAGUUAUAUCAACUUUAGUAACGACCGCACGAUAGCAGUACACAGCGGUCUCAGGAGCCAAACACAAACCUCAACCAAAACGCCACUCUAUAGCCACAAAUAAUGCUCAGAACAGCACCUAACUUCAUCAACAGUACAUAUAGGGUCGCAGACACAGCACAAGCCACCAAACAUCUUUUUAACUUUGCCUGAUCUUUUUUUAAACACAACUCACCUACUCUCUUCCAGCAGCCGCUUGUUUGUAGUGAGACCUCAACCAGUCCAUUAAGGACUACAGCGGGGUGACGCAGCUCAAGAAGGAACAUUUAUAAUCAUUUCUUUAUCAUUUCCUUGAAGUAAUAAUCACCAUAUUAAUCAUUUUGCACUGCAAACACGGUAGUUCUUCUGCCUUAGCGCCUCAGUCUGAUUGCAUUUCCACGAAGAAGUGAUCAUAAAUGUUCUUCCUUGAGCUGUGUCACCCCGCUGUAGUCUGUAAUGGACUGGUUGAGGUCUCGCUACGAACAACCAGCUGCUGGAAGAGAGUAGGUGAGUUGUGUUUAGUCUCUUUGCUAAAGAAAUCAGGCAAAGUGAAAAAGAUGUUUGGUGGCUAGUGCUAUGGCUGUGAUCCUAUAUGUACUGUUGAUGAAGUUAGGUGCUGUUCUGAGCAUUAUUUGUGGCUAUAGAGUGGCGUUUUGGUUGAGGUUUGUUUAUGGCUCCUCAGACCGCUGUGUAUUGCUAUCGUGCGGUCGUUACUAAAGUUGGUAUAACUAGAGAAGCAAGCGGUCGGCAACAUUCAUUUCUCGCAGGGGUGUCUAACUCAGUGUUCCAGUGUGUUUGACUCUAAAUUAAUUUUACGCUGCAAUAUCCCUUUAAUUUGACUGUUCUGUUACAUAAAAACAGUUUUAUACAGAAAUCAUCUUUUUAAAGUCUCUGUCAGCACAAAUAAACAAAAACUCUCAAGUGUUGGCACUGCUCCUGGUCCCCUCCUGUUUCAUGACAGGUAGCUGCAUACCUGUGAACUUGCAGGUGUGUCAGUUAGCAUUCUAGCCAGUUGAUUCAAAAGGUGCUGAGUGAGAGUCAAUGACUUGUCAGAGUGGAUAAUGUUUACCUCAUUGAAAUAUUCUCACCAGUUCAAGUUCAAUGAGGCAGGGAUGAGGCCAACUUCACAGUGAGAUGUUUGAGUCUGGAGGACAGGAAGCCAUCCGCUGAUCAGAGCUCUGGCUUUCAGAUGCUGUCUCAGAUUUAGAGUAAACUCUCUGUGGUUUAGAGGAGGUUCUAACCCUACAACCUUUUAAAAAUAACUUUAAGUUUAGAUGAGAGAGAAUAAGGAUGCUGCUGGUCGCUGAUAGCUGCAUGCCUUCUGGGGAAUUGCAACACCUGCAGCAUCUACUAGAUAUUUUGGAGAGUGACAUAUCAGCUGUUCCUGUCUGAUAAACUCCUCUUCCCCUGUCACAUGAAGCUCUCUCUACGGGGAUCCUUUCUGAAACGCAGUCAGGCUCUGAGAAUAACAACCUGAGCUUGUCAAUAGGGUUCAAUUCAAUAGGGUUGGACACUGUGUAAAAUGUGAAUAAAAUCAGAAUACAAUGAUUUGCAAAUUGUUCUCCACCUAUAUUCUAUUGCAUAAACUACAAACACAAGACAUUUUUUUCGCAAAUUCUGAAUAUGAUGCUGCAGUGUGUUCCAAAAAAGUCGUGAUUGGGUAUAAAAGAAGCAUCCCUAAAAAGUUCAGUCCUUUACAAGCAAGGAUGGGGCAAGGUUCAUCACUUUGUGAACAACUGCGUGAGCAAAUAGUCCAACGGUGUAAGAACAAUGUUUGCUUUCAUUUCAUCAUCUACAGUCCAUAAAGUCAGAGAAACCAGAAGAAAUCUCUGAACGUAAGCUGCAAGGCCUAAAUCCAACAUUGAAUGCUUGUGACCUUCGACCCCUCAGGUGACACUGCAUUAAAAACUCCCAUAAUUCUGUAAAAGAUUUCGCCAUGUUGGCUCAGGAACACUACAGAGCUCAUCUGAGAUAGAUUAACUCAAGGUGGUAAAGUGUGCUGAGGUUUGGCAAGUCCACAUUUCUGAUUUUUUUGGAAAUCAUGAGCGUGAUGUCCUCUGGGCUAAAGAGAAAAAGGGCCAUCCAGAUUGUUAUCAAGUUAAAGUUGAAAAGUCAGCUUCUGUGAUGGUAUGUGGGUGUGUCAGUGCUCAUGGUCAUGGGUAUCUGUCUCGUCUUUUUUAGCAACAUUCCUGUUUGUUCCAAAAAGACAACGCCACAUUCAGCACGUUUCAACUGCGUGGCUUUAGAGUAAAAGAGCGUGGGUACUCGACCGGCCUGCCUGCUGUCCAGACAUGUCUCCCAUUAGUGGUGGUGGAUUAAUUAUGAACCACAAAAUACCAAAAUAAAGACCUUUGACUGUUGAGCAAUUGAAGUGGUACAUUAAACAAGAAUAGGACAGAAUUUCACCCCCAAAACUUCAACAAUUAGUGUCCUCAGUUCACAAACACUUUAAAAGGAAAGGUGAUGUGACACAGAGGUAAACAUGACCCUGUACUGGCUUUUUAGGAACAUGUCGCAGCAUCAAAUUAAAAAUGAGUGAAAAUUUGCAAAAAAUGUAAAACUUAACAGUUUAAACAAUAAUAUUUUGUCUUAAAGUGGAAAGAUUAAGAAGGAUUUUAAAAACGUAUUUUGUUUUUAUUCAUGUUUUACACAAUGGCCCAAUUUCAUUCAAAUUAGGGUUUGUACAACUUUUACCAACACACUUUAAGGACUAUGAUGCAGAUGUUUCUGUUGGAAAAGCGCUUUAUAAAUAAAGUUUGAUUUGAUUUGAUGUUACAGACAGUUUUUCUGCUGCAGGAGGAGGAAUGUACUCCUGCAGACACAUCUUAGACCUGUGAGUCAUUCUCUUCCUAAGAAACAUUUAAAAGGGUCUGGAUUUCAAAUCACAGAGUCGCUCUUUAAAUCUGCAGGAUUAUUGGAUUGAAAUGUUGUUUUAGUCGUUCUGAAAAAUCACUCUGAAGGAUUCUGAGGUUACGUAAGACAUUCUCCGACUCUGAACAGUCACAGGUAACAGGUUUAAGACCUUGGGGCGGUCACUGGCUUUGCUUUGUGGUUAAUCCACAUUUGUGGUCCAAACUGACCAGUUUACCCGAAACCCUCAGUCAGGUGAGACAGAAACUCUCCGAUUUCACCUCCUUAACAUGUAAAAAUCUGCAAACUAAAGACUGUAGAAACCACAUUUCCCAUAAAGCACUUCUUUCAUAGGAGCCAAUAAAGGAGCUGCACAUGUUCAGGUUAUAUUGAAAUGAAGCUGGUUGUACUCAAGAUAAUCAAGUUUGCAUGAAAGUAUAAAAACAUGAACUCCCUGAAGUCUCAGUUUGUAUAUUUAUAUUCAAUGUUUUAUCCAAAAAUAGUCCAAAAUUGACCAAUCAGCUGUGCAGCUUCUGCUCAGUUUCAAAGUAAACAGUCAUUGGCUGGAGAAAUGUGACCUGAGUUUGACCUUUGACCCCCGCAGCCCUGACAGCGAGGACCCUCCCUCCUGGCCCUCAGCCACAGGGACUGGCCUGGUCUCAGUACCUACCAGCACCAACGGUUCCUGCUCUGGUUCUGGGUCUGGUUCUGGGUCUGGUUCAGGGUCUGGGUCUGGAGGAGGAGAUGUCCGCAGUCCGUCUUUGUCCAGUGAUGAGCAGAGCUCUGAGGCCAGUCUGAUUACCGAGAGCAGCGGAGUGGGAGGUGGAGGAGGGGGUGGGACACCCCUCCCUCCUGACACACCCGACAACCUGACGCUUUCUGUGCUGGACAGCGUUGCAGGAAAACGACACGCCCACUGUAAAGGUAAGACAGGGAUGGAUGCGCCUGUGUUUUGACUUCCUGUUUACGCUGUUGCUGUGGGCUGUGGCUAUGAACAGAGAGCGUGUGCAGCAGCGUGUCUGCUUGUUCCUGAGCCUGUUUUUGUUUAUUUCUGGGGAUUUAUUGUUCAACUUCACAUUCAUCCAUAAUGUCUCUACUUUCCUACACCACCUAAAUUCUUCACUACACCAUCUUAAAGUUGGGGUAGGCAGGAAUCCAUUAAAGAAGCAUCUUUUCUGUGGCAUAUAUACAGAAAAGCUUUUAAUAUCAGUCAAUAGCUAUAAGUUAUUGAUGACGUUUGGUAAUCUAACAGUAUCGCUGUGUUCUGUUAUGUCUGUAUAGUCAACAUUUUAAAUCUUCUGAGUGGCCCGCUCUUUCUGACUGUAAACAAAGCCGUUCUCCGCCUCCCCCAACCUGAUUGGUUGUGAGGCAGACGCUGCUCCCUGGUGCUACAAUACCGGACAGAAGAAACCAACCAGAAAGUACAGAAAAUUGUCUGAAUCCUCCUUGGGUCACGACUGCCAACACAAACAAUAAAACAAAGUAAAUACCGGAGACUCUGGCAGAAUAACGGGCGCUUAAAAAGGAGAAAGACCGGACAAGAGCUAAGAAGCAGGGUCAACAGCAAUGCAGCAUUUGGGGGACGUGUCGGGAUCUUACGGACCCUGUAACCUUUCUUCUGGACAAGUAAACCGCUUCAACAAAGUGUCUGUAACAGAAGUGUCCUGGACUAUGUCACUUUAUCCUGGUUGUAGAAGUCCUACAAACAUUGUGUUUGCUGGUCGUCUGUUGGCAUCUACAGUAGCAUCAAUGCUGUUUACUUUCACAUUGACUGGGCCCCAUUUGUAAUUAUCUGAAGUAUUUAUCUGCAUUAUAUCUGAACUUAUUUGAAAUGAUUUGAGCGAGCACGAGCGUCUGUUUGUGGGUGGGGCUUGCUGGAGCAGAGAGGGAGGGGAGAGGAGGAGCUGAGGGGAAAACUGGUCGAGAGAGGUAGUGUUUACAUUGAAGAUUUCUUCCACAAACUAGCACUUCCUCAGAUCCUGUCUACCUCACCUUUAACUCUUCACGAUACUGUCUUAACUUUUUUUCCGAGAGUAAAACGUUAAACUCCGACGCGAGAGAAAAACAAACGCUUCUGAUGUAAGCUAAGCUAGCUAGUUUUGUUGUCUAGUUUUAACCUCUUCGCUAGCUUGGCUCGUAUUCACUGUUCUUGUAAUCCUUGAAGACUUCAGGCGGAGUUAGAUAUUGAUUGCUAGCUGCAAAGAUGGAUUAUUAGGCUCCUACAGAUAUCAGUUUCUUAAUAUCUGUUUGUCGGAGCAGUAGAUGUUCUCAGUGUUUCAGACAUAAUGAGAUCAGACCGUCACCAGCAGGUUCAUCGUCUGAGUGAAAAUAUCUGAUCACUGCAGCGCCGUGUUCAUGGUGAGCUCUGAAAACGUGUUGCGUGCAAACCCUCCAGUUCGGCAGCUGCUGCAGGAGAACUGAGGGGAAAUAAUUUAAUCUGACAUUUCAUCCUCAGCGUCCGCAGGAGUUUAAAAACCCUGACUGUGUGAGAGCGACUCGGACUGAGACUCAGAGCAGAAACCUGAAAACCAGUGACAAUUCAGAUGUUUUUUUCCUUCAGCUCGCAGUUCACAUCACACAGACUGUUUCUGCAGUGUGUGUCAGCAUGUGUGUGUGUACGUGUAUGUGUCAGUGUGUGGUUACAUAAUCGCUGCUGUUCCUCUUUCAGAAACGCAGCCUGCUUAUUACAGCUGAACUGGGUGUGCAUGCAUGCGUGUACCUCUGUGUUCCUACAGGAAUGUUUGCCUGCAUAUCUCUGUGUGUGUGUGUGCAGUGAUUGCUGUGCUUCAGGGUGUGUACGUGUGCUUGUUGUCAUUUGGUCUCUAAAUUGUAUUCCUCCUUGAAAACUCUCUGAAGUUUUUUUCCACACAGCAUACUUUUUAAAAGUUAAAAAUAAAAACACUUUUCCCACAGAAAAACAAACACAGUGAACAUAAAAAGUCAAAAUUGAACUUCUUAUACAUCAUGAAUAUUUUACAGAUUUUUGGUAAUUAAAGCCUUUUUUAAUUGAAGGAAAAUUUGAAGUCAGGACAACGAUAUCUCCAAAUUGAAAAUAAAAAUAACUUUACUAAAAUUUUUCCUGUAAGUUGUGUUUUCUUAUUGUUUUCUUAUUUUUAUUAACAUUGAAUGGAUGUUAAUCUAAGAGCAGCAAGUGAUUCUCUCGGUCAGCAGCCUGCAGCUUGAACCAACACACCGUCACAGAAAAUAUCAGAGAGACUCACCCGGUGACAACAAACACUGAGAGGCCAUCUUAUCUCUGAAGCUUUAUGUCCAGGAGGGAUGCUUAGUUAUAGGUGAUCAGACAAAUAUGUUGUAUGAUGGGAAAUUUUCUCUGAGGCUUAUUUUAAAAUGAAUUGACUUCAGGUUAGGCCAAUACACUUAACAGCAGUGCUGGACUCUCUUCUAUUACAGAGCAUUUAAGAAAAAGUUGGCGGUCUGCUUUUUCUCUGCAGCUCUGAGUCCGUAUCCUCUCUGUCUGAAAAGCUCUCAGGUUUGAUCCUCUGCUGGUUUCUGUCAGACGGAGCGAGGGAUGGAGCUGUUUGUAGUUUAUUUUCAGCUUCUUCAUCCUGCAGCAAUAAAAAACCUGAAGGAGACAAAAGACUCACAACAGAGACUCUCAGACAGAUUUGAUAUUAAGGAACGUCUGGCUCGUCUUCAAAACAAUUGAGGAGCCGCUGUUCAGCUCUGCAGACAGAAUACAAAGCUCUCAGUUUACUGCUUCAUCACACCUUCAUGGUACUUUUUUCACCAAUUUAUCAUUCCUUCCUCACACCUCAAUCACUCCUUCUCGUAUCACUCCUUCAUCACUCCUACUCUCCUCAAUCACUUCUUUGUCACACCUUCCUCCCACCUGCAUCACUCCUUCAUCACUCCUAAAUCACUCCAUUAUCACUCCUUCAACUCUCCCUUAUCACUCCUUCAUCCCUCCUUUAUACUCCUUCCUCACACCUAAAUCACUCCUUCCUUUUUCCUUUAUCACUCCUCUCCUUGAUCACUACUACUCUCCUUUAUCGCUCCUUUGUCACCCCUCCCUCCCACCUUCAUAACCCCUUCAUCACCCCUUAAUCACUCCUUCAUAAUUCCUUCAUCACCCCUUUAUCACUCCAUUACUUUCGUAACUCUCCUUGAUCACUCCAUAAUCACUCCUUGUUAACACCUUCAUCACUCCUUUAUCACUCCUUCAUAAUUCCUUUAUCACCCCUUUAUCACUCCAUUACUUUCUUAACUCUCCUUCAUCACUCCCUAAUCACUCCUUGUUAACACCUUCAUCACUCCUUUAUCACUCCUUCAUAAUUCCUUUAUCACCCCUUUAUCACUCCAUUACUUUCUUAACUCUCCUUCAUCACUCUUUUUUCUCUUCUUCAUCACUCCUUUAUCACUCCAUUACUUUCUUAACUCUCCUUCAUCACUCCCUAAUCACUCCUUGUUUACACCUACAUCACUCCUUUAUCACUCCUUCAUAAUUCCUUUAUCACUCCAUUACUUUAUUAACUCCUCUUCAUCACUUCUUUAUCACUCCUUGAUCACACCUUUAUCACUCCUUUAUCACCCUUUAAACACACCUUUAUCACUCUUUCAUCACUCCUUGAUCACAUCUUCAUCACUCUUUUUUUCUCUUCUUCAUCACUCCUUUAUCACUCCUUGAUCACCCCUUUAUCACUCCUUAAUCACACAUUUAUCAUUUCUUCAUCUCCCCUACAUCUUUUCUUUAUCACUCCUUAUUAUACCAUUAUCACACCUUCUUCCUUUUUCCUGUUAUUACACUCCUUUAUCACUCUUGAAUCCCUUCUUCACCUUUCCUUCAUCACCGCUUUAUCACUGUUUAAUCACCCUGCUAAACUGGACUUUUCAAACACAUGAAUCUGACUGAAACAGGACCUGUAAACACGUUCGCCUGUCUGAAACUGGACUAUAAAAUUCAUGUGAACACAUUUGCCUGAUUGAAACUUGACUUCAAAAUACAAACAUGUUUGUCCCACUUUAUGGUUGAUCCUCCAGGAAAUUAAAGGCUCAAAAAAUUAUCUCUAGAUGUCCAAAUACUGAAAACUACAAAAAAUGCUCUUUGUUUAUUUAAUCUUAAGAGAAGUCCUGCUGUCAGAUUAGUAUCAUGUUAUGGUGUAUGUUUUUACAUGGUGUUUAAUACUCCCUUUAACACAGUGACACUUGCUCUGAGUUGCUGUGACUCUAUAAAGUUGUGACUCUGUGACCCUGUGAUAUUAGCCCUGACCCUCAAACAGCCAGAGCACGGCCCUGCAUCCUGCUACACAUCAAAUCACAUUUGAUCAAGCUGACCUCAUGAUAAAUAUCACAUUAUGUGUAGUAUUUUCUGAUUCUUGAGGGGAAAGCUGAAACUCUGCAGAGGAACAACACAUACACACACAAACAAACACGCACACACUCUUACACGUGUUUAUUAAGUAAUGAGGACUUUAUCUGCACUCGUCACUCUCAUGAAUAAUCCAACAACACACACGUCUUUUAAACACUCACAAAGGAAGCAUUAUUACAGCCCUGUGUGUAUUAUCAGAGAGUGUGUGAAUUAGUAGAGUGUGUGUGCGUGUGAGGAGUUGUGAGCUCGAUGUGUUAUGUAACGUCUCUGUUCAUUUUCUGUGAAGUGCUUUAGAGAAACAAUGACGAUUUUUCUCUUUAUUCAAUUAGAUUUUUAAAAAAAUGCUUCAAUGUGUUUCAUGUUUUCUGCUGAUUGUGUUUGAGUUUUUCUCGAUUAAUCAAUCAACAUAUCUUUAUUUAUUAAAUCAGAAACCUCUCUAUCUCUUUCCUCUCUUACCUCCUGUUAGUACAUUUAUAUUCAGCUGGUUUUACGGUAAUGAAAACAGACUGAUGAAGAUUAAACUCACUGUCUAACAAGUCUGAUUAGAAAAACAAGGAUUAAAACUACAGACUCAGACUUUAAUGAACUCAAACUUUAAUGAACUCAGACCUAAAUGAUUUCAGGCUCGAAUGAACUCAGACUUUAAUGAACUUAGACUUUAUUGAUCUCAGACUUGAAAUAUUUCAGGUCACAGAAGAACAAAAUCUCUAACGAUACUUUGUUGAAGACUCCAAAAUCAGGCAACUGGACUGUGUAGAGUUGAGAAGACGUUUCGCCUCUUAUCCAAGAAGCUUCUUCAGUUCUAAAUAUUGCUAGUGUCAGGAGCAUAUAUGUAUCUUACUGGAGAAGGGGACAAACAACGACCCCAGUCGAGGCAAAACGUCUUCUCAACUCUACACAGUCCAGUUGCCUGAUUUUGGAGUCUUCAAGGAAACCAUGGCCUGGAUGAAUGAGAAUCUACAUGGACAACGAUACUUUGGUUUCUUUUAUUCAAAAAUAAUAACAGAUAUGAAGUUUGACCAAAAAUAUAUAACUCAUUAAAUUUUGACAUAAGGUCUGAUGUUUGUAAAAACUGUUCAAAUCUACAGGUGUUAGUCCUGACAACUCAAAGGCGUAGUACAGUGGCCCAUAGGGUUCAGAGUAAGGCUGUGUAGCAGCAGGUUAAACAUUUAAAGGUUAUGAACAUUAACGGCUUAGUUUGCUCUGAGCUGCUCAUAAUUCCUGAUCCUGUUACGAUGAUCUGAGUCUAAAGUUCAGACUGUUUGUUUUCACACUUUCCAGUUUGUUCUCCAUCCGGACCUUUAAGUUUACACUCAGAUUAACAAUGACAGGAUUAGACUGCAGGAGGAUUGGACUGCACUCAGUGUCACCCUGGUAUUAUAAGUGUGUUUAAACUUUCUGUGGUGUUAUUAUGAGUUUUUUCCGUCUCCUUUAUUUUAAAUGCUUCAAAAUGAACUCUCUUUAUACAGCUAGCAAGGUUAACAUUAGCUACAGUGCAUCUUAACCAAUGAACAAAGACGUGGAUGACUAAUGGUGCUACGGCGGAGCCUCCAUCUGACAGAAAGUUAAACUGUGGACUGUCGGCGUCCUUCCUCAGUGUGUUUUUGUCUGCAGACCGAAAAUGACUGAGUUUCAUAUUUAAUUACUGCAGAGCCGAGCCAGUCAGAGUGACCCACAUCCAGCCAGCCUUUAUUAUACAGCCCAGUGCUGUGUGUCUGCAUAACACACACACACUCACACACAUGCCUAUCAUCCUCAUUGUUUCACAAGUUUUAUCGUCUGUCAGUCUGUUCUUCGUCAUCUUUUCUGCUUUAUGACGAUUGAUUCUCACCUGGCUGGUUUUACCUGCUGCAGCGUCUCUUUCUCUCUCAUACACUUACACACAAUAGUACUCACACUUCUUACAAACUUUGCCAAAAUAUUUUCUUAAUUGUUUUAAAGUAAAGGGAGUGAUGUUGACGCUGCUUAUUGCUGUGCUGAAAAUAACUCAGAAAUAAAUAUUUUAGUUGAUGAGAGAUUCUAAAAAUAUGUGAGUGAUCUUACAGGAGCAGCUGAACUAUUAAUGUAGUCUUGGAUUUUUUUUUUUUACCAAAGUAAACUACAACAAACAAAAGAGGCAGCUUAAUUAAAAGCAGACUUAGGAGAAGAUUUUAAAAUAUGUUGAUUGAAAAUAGAGCCGAGGACAGAAUUAAGGACGUCACUGAAAACAAAGAUGACAGAAGUUAACACCUUACAUAUAUUUUAGAUCUCUGCUUAGAGUUACUUAUCCUCUCUACUUCACAACAAGUGCUUAUCUGUUUUUUAACUGAAUUUCAACUAGAAUUUGACCGAAAUUAAAUAGAAAUUUAACUGGAUUUAAAGUGGAUCUUACUUUGAUUCUAACUGAAAUGUAACUGGAUUUCAAUUGGAAAUUAACUUGACUUUGAACUCUAAGUGGGUUUUAACUGAAAAUGAAGUAGAUUCUACAUCGACUUAAACUGGAAUUUUAUCAAAAUUCAAACAAAACAUUGUGUAAGGAAAACUCCUCUACUUAAACAUCCAAAGUCUGGCAGAAGCUUUUCUGUUAAGGGUUUUUAUCCCAUGCAGCACAGAAAAUUUGAGUGAUCUGUCAAGUUGCCCAUGUGAAAGUGCUUUUGGACUCUUGUUUUGUUUUUGUCUUUUUUUGUGUGAACCGUGCAGCAACCCUUGUUUUUGCUUAAUUUGUGAAGUGGGUCUCCAUUUUAAAGCCUUAAACUCAAGCAAAGAACUACAUCUCACUGUGGGUGAGAUUUUCUACCACCAGAGAGUCUUACAAAAGGACUAGGGAGGGAUUGUCUCCUCAUUUUGACCUGCCUGUUCAGUGUUUGAUAUGGCAAGGACUAGCUAGCUGACUAACUGAAUGACAUAACUAGCAUCCCAUAACUUGAUCACCAUCACCAAAAUUUCAAAGAUAACUCUUUGAAGUAUCAGUCCCUUAAGACCCCAACAUCUCACUAUUGAGUUCAAAUAAAAUCUAAUUAUUGGACAGCAAAUUGCUCAACUGUUUGAAUUGGCAUGCAAAGGAUCGUGGGAUGCAAUAGCCUGUGACUGGACUCCUCCCCCCCAACACAAGCUGAGAGUUUUCGAGAAAUAGAUCUGAAAGCCUCUAAUUUCCCAUGAUGCUUUGAGACAGUAUCCUGACCAAUCAAAGAGUUUCUAUGAAUAAAUGUGUGUGAGUGUGUGUGCGUGAGUGUGUCCCUUUGGCAUGGAGGAUUCAUGACAUAACAGUCACCCAUCAGUUGCUACAGUCAACACCUAUCUCCUACCCAAUAAUAUUACCAUGUACUCUGUGUGUGUGUGUGUGUGUGUGUGUGUGUGUGUGUGUGUGUGUGUGUGUGUGUGUGUGAACAGCUGCCACACAGGUAAAAGGAGAGAUGAUAACAUCCCGACAGGUUAAUAAAAGAGGAACAAACAGACUGAAGCUUCUUAGAUAAAACACACACACACACACACACACUCGCUCUCUCACACAAGCCCCUAAGAACAGGAACAGACACAAACAGGGAGGCUUGUUGGGGCAGGCAGGUGUUCAGGUGAGCCAGUGUUUCUUAUGAAACGAAACGUAAAUAACAUUACUGCUGAAGGAGGUCCUGACUGUCUCACUGACUGACUGCUGAUUAAACUGAUCCACAAAAGGGGAAGAUAAUCAGGCUAAACAUGAGUCUGUAACAGUCUAAGUCUACAGCAGUCUGACAGUCUGGGUCUAUAACAGUCUGAGUUUAUGACACUCUAGGUCUACUGCGGUUAGACUUAGGUCUAAGAGUAUGAGUUGAACAGUCUGAACCUACAACUAUAUGAGUUUUUAACAGUCUGAGUUGAUAACAGUCUGGGCCCAUAACAGUUUUGGUCUACAACAGUCUGGGCUUAUAACAGUUUGAGUCUACAACAGUAUGGGUCUACAACAGUCCAACAGUUUUUAGUCUAUAACAGUCUGAGCCUAUUACAAUCUUGGUCUGUAGUAAUCUUGCUCUGUAAGAUUCUGGGUCCAUAACAGUCUAAGCCUAUAACAGUCUGAGUCUGUAACAGUCUGAGCCUUUAAUAGUUCGGGUCUACAACAGUCUGGGUCUAUAACAAUCUGACAGUUUUGAGUCUAUAACAGCCUGAGCCUAUAACAGUCUUGGUCUACAUUAGUCUUGCUCUGUAAGAGUCUGGGUCCAUAACAGUCUAAGCCUAUUACAGUCUGAGUCUAUAACAGUCUGAGUCCCUCACAGCCGUGGUCUGUUGCAGUCUGAGCCUAUUGCAGUCUCGGUCUGCAGUUGUCUUGCUCUGUAAGAGUCUGAGUCCCUAACAUUUUAAGCCUAUAACAAUCUGACACUUGUAGGUUGUAUACACCUUUAUUGAAAAGGUACAAAUCACUAUCUAAUGCAACAUAACUGACUUUACUGGAAUGUGUUAUCACAGUUGUACCUGGACAGAUUAUUCUGAAGGUGGAAAGAGUCGGUCCUUGUGGGACUCAGUGACUUUGAUUCAUCAUUGAAAUAGAAGAAUUGAGAUAGAUCUGACAAACAAAGUUCAACAACGUAAAGCUGCUCUUGUAUUUCAGCUUAUCUUUGUAUCAGGGCCAUAGCGUUGAAACUAGCGGCAAACUAUCUGACAGACUGAGUAUUGAGAAACUUACUGAGAGCUCUACCUCCCAAACUACUUUUGAGAACUCGUUGUACAUCAGCAGGUGCACUGUGAGCUCUCAGAGGAAUAAUCUGGACUUUGUGUUAUUUCUUUCUGCUCUCCUGGAAGCCUUCUUGUGUCCGUGCUUUGGCGUGGGUUUGAUUCCCGAACCGCUGCAGACGAGUCGACAGCAUGACGGAGCUGCUCAGUGUGGGAGGAUUUUAUCUUUCUGUUCAAACGGAGAAGAAAUGAACAAGCUGCCCACUCCUUUACCUCUUUCUCUCCCUCGCUCAACCUCUCUCUCUCCUUCAUCUGCCGCGACCUCUCCACCUGCAGCUUCCUUAAACUUCCUGUUUGUGGAGAUGUGCAGGAGAGUGUGUUUUUAUUUGUGCAUCUUAUAGUCAUACGUGUGUGUGAGAGAGUGUGCAGAUACAUGAGAGGCUCUUUAGCACCUGUUCACAUAGCAACCAGCUCUCAACAAGACAUUCAGAGAAGAGGAGUGGGAGGAAAGGAGAGAGAGAGAGAGGGAGGGGGGCUUAAAUUAGAGGCUUCAGAAUGAAAUAAGAGAAAAGAAAACCUCCAGCAUCUCUGCAGAAAAUAUAAAACUACUUUAUUAUCCAUCUCAUUCACGCAGCAAUCCAGAUUACAGAUUACAUCCACUCAUACUUCAAUACUUAUACAUCAGUACCUCAGUACUUGCGAACAUGAAACUACAGUGAUAUUGUAGUUUCACUGAAAAGAUUUGGACCACAGUGCUGUGACGGUCUAAGGUGAGGAUGCAGAGGUUCUGGUCUCUGCAGCUGAACUUGCUGUGACUGUCUGAGGUGGCGUGAAAACCCUGAAGCCUCUCAGAGUUCUGUCACACUCAGACUGCAGUCCUGAGCAUCUUCAGAUUUUACCCUCACGAGCUGCAUGUGUGAGCACAAACCUCUGUACCGUGCACACUGACUCUGAGGUUAGUCUAAUCCUGACCUAGGGCUGGGCGAUAUGGGAUAAAGUUUAUCAUGCUAUUUUUUUUCAUAUCAGUCGAUAUUGAUAAUUAUCAUAAAAUAAAAAAAAAUAAUAAUUUAACUGUGCUUAUUGGUAGCAUGUCUUUUGCAAUAUAAUAAGCUACUGCAUCUGUGAGGACUUUGUGUCUCUUGGACGUUUUGUUGUAAGGUCAUGGGCUCCUUGCUUCGCUCGGGGUUUGUAACCCUGAGUUUGGCACUGCUUCAGGUGGUGAAAAAGAUUUGAGGUAUUCUCCGACUUUGCGAGAACAUGUACUCGACAUAAUUUGCAGUGCACAUUACUCUGCUUCAUGUCCGACCUCAAAAAACCAAAAUACCUCCACACCACCAAUGUUUUCGUGCAAGUGUUGUCGACGAUGUCGUCAUCUGUCAAGGCUUCAUCCGCAUUUCUGCUGCGGGUAACGCUCAUUUUCUUUUUUUCUCACUGACAGUGCUGUUGGCUUCACGUGUUAAAAUGCUAUGGUUGCGUGAAGCUGCAACCUGCUACUACGCAGUUAUUUGCUACUUGGUUCUAAUUCAUCACAUGAUUGGUUCAGCAUGAAGCAGACCUGAAGCAACUCCCCUUUUCAUUGGCUAUUCGUAUUGUCUACCAAAACAUGGAAGAAUGUAGACUAAAGGUUAUUGACCAUGUUAUUGACAUUGAGGGAAAUUCAUUUUCUAUAUAUAUAUAUAUCUAUGAAUGCUCCUCCUGCUCGGUCUGUGUAGCUCCGCCCCCUUACCUUCACCUACCUGGGUAUUUCAAUGAAAGCUGUUUGAAUCUCUUCAGCUGUGAGGAGAAGUCUGAGUGUGUAAGUUCAGGAAAAUCAGGAAUUACUGUGAGGACUAUCUGUAGACUGUAAAAGUUCAGGUGUGAAUGACUUUAACCUGAACCCCAAAUAAAAGGAGCGCUUACAAGACAAGCAGGCCCUGAAAUAACUGAUCACAUGAUUAAAUGUUUAGAAACAGAAUUUGUGCUGGUGUUAUUUCACAGACAUCAGGUGGAGGACUAAAUUCUCAUUCUCUAGACUGAUCCGUAUUGUUGCACCAUAUUUUUUAUUUUAUAUGUUACUAUCUUUUUCUCUUUCUUUGCUGCUACGUCCUUCUUUUCAUAAUCCACCUGUCUUUAUACUGCGUACUUCGUUUCUGUCCUUUCUCACAGUAUUUUUUACUCUACUCUUCUCUUUUGUUUUCUUCAUUAUAAAUCUGUAUCAUCUCUUUCUGCAUUUUAAAUAUAUCUACUGAAUUUUCUUCUGUCCUGUUUUUUUACUGCUGACUGCAGAUCUGUAUCAUCACAGACUGCCUUUCUUUCCUUUUCGUGUGCUGAAUAUCUCUUCUCUCUGGACUCCCUUUUCCACAUUUCGCUGUAUUUUAGCUGCACUGAGCUGUUUUUAGUGUCCUGCUCUGCUGCUUCUCUGCAUUUCUAUGUUGAAAUUCUACAUUUUUACUCUCUAUACUGGCUCUUCUUUACCUUCCUUGGAGUGGGUACCAUCUAAUACUUGAGUUUUAAAGUCCGGUUCUGUGCUUUUCCUUCAUUUCUUCUGUCCUCGUCUUUCUUUUCUCUCUGUUCUCCUGCUUUUCUUUGCAUAUUCUUGUUGCUUUGCUGUCUUUUUCUAACAUGUUCUUUCCUCUUCUUUACCCAUCGAUGACUUUCCUCUGUUGUAUUUCUUACUACCCUCCUCUUGCAUUUGUUUCUCUCUCUUUGCAUUUCUUCACUGCCCAUUCUGUGGUGUGCUUUUCUUUAUUUUCUUUACACCUUAUACAAAAUUGUUUAUCAGACUGAGACCAAACUGCAGCGUCUCCUCCUGAAUUUGUCCUGAAUCCUGUUCUAUGACUGAUUUUGUGGUUUUUCUGGGUUUCUGCACCAGAUUUCUCUCUCAGUCAUCUUUUGUUUUAUCGGUUUCACUCUCUCUCGCUCUUUCUCUCCUCGUAGGCGUUCUUUACAUCCCGUUUGGAUUCAGCCGGUUUCUCUCCUCUUCCUCCCACGUUCACACUCUUCCUCUCUGUCCCCCCUCCACAUUCACACCAUCUCUGCUCACAUGGCUCAGUCUGCAGCUCUGUGAAUACCAUCGUUUUUUCGCUGCUCACGAUAAUGCUGUUAGUGUGCUUGAUCAUAUUUGAGUUCACACACUGUGAGGCUGAGGCCAAGAGUGAAGAAACUGCAGGAAUUAAACAGGAAAUACAGCCUGGAAUGAAAUCAGACUGCAGACAAACUGAUCAUAAUAAUCUGUGUGUCUCUGUGUGUCUGUAUCUAUGUGAAUCUGUGUGUGUGUGUGUGUGUGUGUGUGUGUGUGUUUGGUCAGAGUGUUUUUCUAUCUCAGUUUAUUUUUCUAUCUAAUGUGUUUUAAAGUCUUUAGCCACGCCUCUCUGGAUAAUUUGGAUUUAUUCGUGAAGUUACUUUGCUCUAUGCUAGCUCUUUAGUCAUUGUGUUUAAUUGUGUAAAGCUGUGUUAUAUAUGUGUUUUAUGGUGUUAUUUUAUGUGCGCUUGUUUUAUUUGGUUAAAUUGUGUUGUGUGUCAUACUGUAGAAUAUUGUUUUUUUAUUGUGUUAUAUUUUGUUUCAUUGUAUUCUGUUGCUUGAAGUCGUGUUAAAUCAUGUUAUAAAGUAUUUUACAAUAGAUUUUUUAGUUUUUUUAUUCUGUUUAAUUUUUUUAUGUUAGUUAUAUUGUUUUUUAUUUUUGCUUUAUUGUGUCAUAUUAUUUUUUAUUUUGUUAUUCUUUAUUGUUUUAUUGUGUUAAAUUGUGUUAUACUGUAAAAUAUAGUUUUUUAAUUGUGUUAUAUUUUGUUUCAUUGUAUUAUGUUGCUUGAAGUCGUGUUUAUCGUGUUAUAAAGUAUUUCACAAUAGAUUUUUUUUGUUGUAUUCUGUUUCAUUUUUUAUAUUAGUUAAUUGUGUUUUAUUUUUGCUUUAUUUUGUCAUACUAUUUUUAUUCUGUUAUUCUUUAUUGUAUUAUUGUGUUAAAUUGUGUUAUUCUGUAAAAUAUAGUUUUUUUAAUUGUGUUAUAUUUUGUUUUAUUGUAUUAUGUUUUUUUAAGCUGUGUUUAAUUGUGUAAUAUAUAUAUUCCACAGUGUAUUUUUUUAUGUUUUAUUCUUUCUCAUUUUGUUAUAUUCAAUAUAAUAAGUUUUAUUUUGCUUUAUUGUGUUAUAUUAUUUUUUUAUUUUGUUAUAUAUUUUUGUUUUAUCGUGUUAAAUUGUGUUUUAUCUGUUUUUAUUGUGGUAGCCUCACCUGCAGGCUUACUUUCCAUCUUUUUUUUUUUUUUUUUUAUGUAAAGCUCUUUGAUCAGUUAAGGCACAAAGUUUUAUAUUUUUUUGUAUUAAUGACCAAAAACAGGGCUGCACAUCAGCACAGUGGUUAGUGAUGUCGACCCACAGUAAAAAGAUUUAUGGUUUGAUCCCCAGGCCAGGCAGGAGCUUCUCUGUGCAGUGUUUGUAUGUUCUUCCUGUGCAUGCCAAGGUUCCCUCUGGGUACUCUGGCUUUCUUCCACAGUCCACACAAAAACAUGCUUGUCAGGUUAAUUGGUUACUCUAAUUGCCAGUAGGUGUGACUGUGUUCAUGAAUGGUUGUAUGUCUCUAUAUGUCAGCCCUGUGAUAGACUGGUCACCUGUCCAGGGUGUACCCUGUAGUUGCGAUGAGGUGCAGCCUCCCGCGACCCUGAACAGGACAAGCGGUAAAGAUAAAGCAUGGAUGGACCAAAAACAACAGAAACUGCAGCCUUUUGAAUAAAUGAAUCUGAUGCUGCUGAACUGUGACUUCAGAGGCGUUGGUCAAAAGAUGAUGCAGCCCACUGUCUGCAGUUAUCACCUGAUCCUCAUUAGAAACAUAUCUUUAUUCUUUUCUACCAGCUUUAUUUUAGAGUCUGUGGUGUGUUUAGGAACACUCUGUAAAUCUCACAUCUCUGUCUGUCGUUGCAGAAACCCUGCUGGAUGACUUCAUGCUGACACACCCCAUCUUCCUGACGGCUGACAGGUUCCAGCAAGUCCUGCUGCAGCAGUAUCCUUCAAACAGAGAGCAAGAGAGAGAGAAGGGGCGGGGUAAUAGCUGUACAGAAAUAAAGAAAACUAUAUUAGGGAGGUCUGAACAUCCAACCAGAUUCUGCUUUAUUUAGCCCCGCCCACUACAGUCUGUCAUAUUGUAGAUUCAUAGUUACUCCUUGUGCUUCUACACGUGCGGCUCCGAAGUCUUUUUUUCUAUCCUGUGAGGCCUUUUGUGUUAUGCCAUGCCUCCUGUAGUCUGACUGGAUUGUCAGUCCUCUCGCUCUGCCUUCUUCAGUAUGUUGCUCAGCCUCGUGUUAAACCACCGUCUUUUAAAUUCUUUUUCUUCAAGGUUAACAAAGAUACUCAGUCCAUCCUAGUUUAACUUCAGGUUAGGCUGCAGUCCAACAGUGACCAUCUUCACGUUUAGCCCCGCCCCCCUGCCUUCUGUCGCUGUUCAACGUUAACCCUGUUUUGUUUUUGAGUAUUUCUUAAAUGUGAUUUACAUGCUAGUAAGUGUUCAACUUUAAAUCAAUUUAAAACCAAAUUUAAAAUAAUUUAAAAUCAGCAAGUCAACUUUUUUUUAUCAAUUUCAAACUAAUAGAUUAUUUUAAAAUGAGUCAUUUUGAAUUAAAACCAAUAAAAAAUAAGUCAGCCGAAAUUAAGUAAAACAACUUUUAACCAAUUUAAAACUGAUACAACAUUUUAUAAUAUCUCACUCUAAAAUCAAGAGUAAGAGACAGUGAGAGAGAGAAAGAGAGAGGAGGGAGGAAGGAAACUGAGCUGAGAGGGACGUGGGUGGAUAAACAGAGUGGGAGGGAUGGACGGACAGAAACAGUCGUCUUUAUCUUUUUUUUUUUUUUUUUGACAGAAAAACAGAGAAACCUUUCCUCUAAAGUGUUUCUGCCAGAGAACAACCACGUAGAGUGAAGAUGAAGAGCAAAAAAAAGAUAAUGAAAAAUGGAGAUGAUGAAGAGUGAAGAUAGCGAAGAGUGCAGAUGAUGGUGACAUCUUCAGCAUGUCCUCAGCCAGCGUUACGCCACAUUUGAGAAAAUUCUCUGGGUCAUAACCGAAUCAGAUGGACUGAAGAUUCAGCUCUCUGUGGUUAUAUAAGAAAGAAAAAGACAAAGAUCUGCACUGAGCAUGAGGAGAUGGAGAGGAACAGACAGAAACAAACAGGAGAAAAUAUGAACAAUUGUUUGAUUGUUUCUGAAGGAAAGGGGAAACAAAUAGGAAAUCAGGAAUCAUUUGAAAUCAAUAGGAACAAUCAGAAAUCAGUAGAAAUGGAGAGUACACAGGAAUCAUCAGAAUCAUGUGAAAUGAUCAGAAAUCAUUGUUGAUCAUCAGGGAUCAUCAGGAAUAUUUACAGAUCACAAUCAUUACAAAUGAUCAGGAAUCAUUACAAACAAUCAGGAUCUUUAGAAAUCAUCAGGGAUCAUUAGAAAUCAUUGUGUUGCAUCGAAAAUGAUAAGAAAAUCUAUUGAAAUCAAUCAUAAGACAUUUUUUGAAAAUUACCAGAAAUCAAUAUAAAUCAUUAUAAAUCAAAUAUAAUAAUAUAUAAUAAAAAAUAAAAAGAAAUUAUCAGAAUUAUUUAAACUCCUCAGGAACUCUUCAGAGUUGUUUCAAAGAAAAUCCAGAUCGUCCUUAACCUUAACUUUCUCAGAUUCUCUCUCGAGAUGGAAGGAAAGGAGGGAGAGGGGGGCAGGAAGGAGACAGAGGGGGAGAAAAGAGACAGAGGAGGAGGAAGAGGAAGAGGAGGAGGAGGGGAAGGAGACAGGGAUGAAGGAACGGAGGUGGAGAGUGAUGGAGUGAUGGACGCAGUGGAGAGGAAGCAGGCGGUUCUGAGCGUGGCGUUCCGAUAUCUGGACACUUACAGAGAGCUGCUGCAGGAGGAGGGCGAGCGCAGCAACAGCUUCCCCAAGGUAACAAACACAGACACUGAAGAUACACAGAAACAAUCGCACACUCACUACGCACAAAAACAGACACACAUUCAUACCAACUUAGAAACAGCUUUGUGGGAUGGGACCUGUUUUUGAUACCUGGUUGUCAUUGGUUACGGGAAAAUGGACUGUCUCAGCUCAUACACACCUUUAAUCAAGUUGAUGUUUCCAUUCAGUAAAAUCUCUCUCCCUCUGUGUGUGUGUGUGUGUGUGUGUGUGUGUGUGUGUGUGUGUGUGUGUGUGUGUGUGUGUGUGUGCGCGUGUGUGUAGGAGCUGUACCUGUGCGCAGUGCAGGUGUUGAAUCGCUACCCUGAGCUGGUGGAGGAUGUCCUCAAACUGCAGAGAUGGACUGAGAUCUUACACUGCCCGUAAGACACACACACACACACAUGCCUAUAUACAAAAACGUACUUAAACAUCUUUAUCAUGCACUAUUUAUAUCAAACAGCUCUUUCGCUCCUGUGUGUGAAUUUGUGUGUGUAUUGUGUGCGUAUUUUGUACCAUGUGUGUAUUGUGUAUGUGUGUGUGCAGCUCUGAUGAAGAGAAGGAGAGCAGGAAGAAGCAGGUCCGUCCUCUGUUCAGACACUUCAGACGGAUCGACGCCUGUUUGCAGCCCAGAGAGGCUUUCAGAGGCUCAGACGAGAGUAAGACUCACACUCACACCUGCACAUACCUAUACACACCUGCGCACACCUAUACACGUGCUUGGACAGAAAUAUCAGACUGAAGAGUAUUUAUUAUCUUAAAGACACACACACUCACACACAGCUGUAACACAUACACACCGUCACUGACACACACCAAGUGUUAACAUCUUUUUAAACAGUGUCACUGAUCCAGGAUACCGUUUACAGUUUAGCACAGAAUAGCAGCAGGAUGUCUGUUAGCAGCAUCAUAAGAAUCAGGGAGAAACACAUCCACCUCCCUGACAUGUUGUAGCUUGUUAGCCUCUCUAAGCUAGCUGCCAGUCAACUCAGGACACUGUCCAGCUGGUGUAACAGAGUUAGAAAAGUCUGAUUCAGAGAUUCACUCCAGGUCAAACCAGAUCAUGAUCUCACAGACUGGUCAACUUCCUUUAAAGGACAAAUAUGUAAACUAAACCUGAAAAACAUUACUUUAUUCAAAGGUAACAGUGAAGGAGGGCUCUAAAGUGCAAAGUUCUGGAAAGCUGUUUUCUAAAAAUGUUGGGUCUUGAAGUUUUUUUUUUUUUUUUUUCUAGUUUUUUAAUUUCUAGGUUUUUUUUUCUAUCCUGAGAAGCUGGGUUCAUGAAAGCUAGAUCCUGAAAAACUGAGUUCUGGAGUGCUGGGUUCUAGGUAAGGGAUCAUGGAGUGCUGAAUCCUGGAAUGCUAGGUCCUGAAAAACUGUGUUCUAGGUGGUGCAUCCUGGAAAGUCUGAUCCUUAAAUGUAGUAUCCUGCAAAGCUGAGUCCUGGACCACUGGGUUUUGAGAAGGUGGUGUCCUGAAAAAUUUGGUCCUUGAAUGCUGGCUCUUGGAGUUCUUGAUCCAGGAAAUCUGGACCAUUGAACGCUGGGUCCUGGUAGGCUGGAUCCUGGGGAGCUAGAUCAUGAAGUGCUGGAUAGUGAAAUCCUUGGUCCUGGAAAGGUGGAUCCUAGAAAUCUUGAUCUUGGAAAGCUGAAGUUCCUUCAGUUUUGGUUGAUUUUCUCAGUGGACUUGUUUGGACUGUUUUCUUUUUUCUUUAUUGGUUGUUCUGAAACUGUUAGUCUAGAGCUUGUUGGUCUCCUCGCUCAGAAUUUGGUCAGCAGAUAAAAAUUUGAUAAAAGAUAAAACAGUGAAAGUUUUAAAUCCUGUUUUUUCCUCAGACCUACAUGACCCUCUCUCUCUCUCUCUCUCUUUCUCUCUGUGUCCAGUCUUCUGCAGGGUCUACACUCCAGAUCACUCCUACGUCACCAUCCGGAGCCGUCUGUCCUGCCGGGUCGGAGAGAUUCUGGCUCUGGUCCGAGAGAAGCUCCAGUAUAGCGAGGACCAGCCGGUGCUGCCGGGACACCUGAUCCUGGUGGCUGUCACGUCGGCUGGAGGUGAGGACAUGGAGAUGGUAUUUCCUCCUGGACUUCAUUAGCUCUUUAUAGACAUGCAGAUGGUCCAAACUCUGCUUAUCCGUAUGUUUCAGAGAAGGCAGUGUUUCGUCCCAGUGAUGAGGCCGUGUUCACCACGCUGGGAGUCAACACUCACCUGUUCGCCUGUGAACCGUCUGAGCUGGACACUUUGGUGAGGCACUGAUGGUUACUCAGAAUAAGACUAAAAGUAGAAUAAGAAUUAGUCCUGCGCUGCCCCCUGGAGGCCCGGAGGGUUUGAGACCUCUGUAAAAACUCCUGAAGCAUAUUCACAGAGCUACUGUGUUCAGCUGAAGAUGUGACACCUGUUAAAAAAAACUGUGUUUAUAAUGUCAUGAUGUAACGUCCUGCGCCCUCAGCUCCCUCUACCUGAGGAGAUCCACUGGUCACCAGGUGACAGCAAACUUCAUGACAUGUCAGCGGAGGAAGUGGCCAAUCAGCUGGUGGUGUUUGACUGGGAGCUCUUCAGUUGUGUGCAUGAGGUGAUUUUAUUCCUGUUUUAAUUUUGUCAAAUAUAAAAAAUUCAUGAUUGAAAUUCUCGAAACCUAAAAUUAGAAUUUACAGUUAAGUUCUAAAAAAUACUAAGUAGGCAGACUCAGAGUUUACAGCUUUGUCCGUCCUCUUCUUCGAUGGUGUCUCCUGCAGGUGGAAUUCGUGUGUUACGUGUUCCAUGGCGAGCAGUCCCGCUGGCGCCCCCUGAAUCUGGAGCUGGUACUGCAGCGCUGCAGUGAGGUGCAGCACUGGGUAGCCACAGAGAUCCUGCAGUGUCAGUCUCUGCCGAAAAGGAUCCAGCUGCUCCGCAAGUUUAUUAAGAUCGCUGCUCUGUGAGUCCUCAGGCACACUUGGUGUACUCAUAUGCUGUUGAAAUUGGCUUCUAUCUUUAUCCUGUGCAUCUAUAUCCUCUACAUCUAUACUCUCUUUAACUACAGUACAUCCUCUGGAGUAUAUCCUCUAUAUCUAUAUCCUAUGUAUCUUAUUCUCUGCAUCUGUAUACUUUGUAUCCAUAUCAUUUACAUCUAUAUCAUCUGCAUCCUUCAUCUACAUCCUUCAUGUCUAUAUCCUCUAUAUCCAUUUUCCUCAUAUACUUCAUAUACUUACCAUGUCUAUUUCAUGAAUAUUAUUUACAUCUAUAUCCUCUAUGUUUAUAGCCUCUAUAUCUCUAUUUGUAUACCCUCUAUAUUAUAUCCUGUAAAUCUAUAGCAUCCAUAUUUAUAUCCCAAAUAUUAUUUCUAUCUAUAUCCUCUAUAGCUGCUUGUUAAAAUUACAGAUGUGUUCAUGGAUGGAGUUUUAAUCCUGAUGGUUUUUCCCAUGAAGGAAUAAACUGUAAAGAAAUAAACUUCAUUAGUUUGACGAGUACACUGAGUUUAUCACGGUCAUAUUUAAAGUUUAAACUGUACUGAUGCAAAACAGCAAAGUAAGAACACUGAUGUACCUUCAAAAUAAAGUUCAGACAUUUAUGCUACACAGUGAUUUGAAUUUAUAAUAAAUGUAUAGAAUUAAUACUUAAGAUUAAUCUACAAUAUGACAUUUAUGCACUUGUGAACAGAUUUGUGAUUCGCCUGAAUCAUACCUUCUGUACAUAUGCUAUUAAGGUGGAGUAUUAGGCAUUUGUUGUAGAAUUUAUUAACAUAUAGAUGGGUGCCUAGACAACAGUGUUUAUGACAGAGGUUGUGAGGUGAGGUGUAUCACCUUUCAUUGGACUCCUAGGGCUCUAUUUUGGUGCCUCGCCGGAGACCUGCCGCAAGCGCAGCGUCAGUCAGAUCCACCGCGCUGACAAGGCGUUCCCAAGCACAUUUUGGUAUUUUGGUGAGCCGCGCAGCCCGGCGUAAGUAUCCCCCCUCCCUAACUCAGCUCCUCCCAGCACCAUAAGUCGUAGACGGGGAGGAGAAAGGGCGGUUAGUGGGUUUAACACAGCCGAGACCUGUUUUCACCAAUCACAUAGGCUCCUCUCCUUGCCUUUAAAUCCGCCACAGGCGAGGCGUAUUACUAUUUUCAUGAAGUAGUCAAAGAGAUCAAGAGAUGUCUUAAGACAGUAAUGCCACAAGAUGGCGACAGAGGGCAGCUCCUCAACAAGUGUCCUCCACACUCUCUCAUAUGAGCACAGAUGGAUUUAGUGCGCGUAAUGUUGGACCCAGUGGUAAGACAAACACCCUUUUCCACAAAUAAAGACACUCACAUAAAGUUGCUCAUAUUCAAACCUCACGUGACAAAGGUGGGUUGAGCGCACAGAUCACAACAUAAACUCCAAAAAUGGCAUAAAAAUCGGAACCAUCUGUGCGUAAAUGACGCAUCACGCUCCGUGGCCUGGCUCUUUCUUUCAUAGAUGUUGGCAUAUAGAAUAAAUUUGGCUCACAAAACCGAAUAUUAUAAUAUCCGUAUGUCGGCUUAAAGUAGAUAACGCAUCUGAGCACUGAAACAAAUCAUCUGUUCAGCUGCAGCAGCAGCAAGACGGACAGAGGGCACGGAGACUUGUCCAGGUUGAGCUGUGCGAGAAAUAAGAGGAAGAGGAAGAAAGAAAAGGAGGGAGACGAAUUACAUAUCGAGUUAACUUCAUCAUGUGUGUUUAUUUACUAGAUAUUUAAUUUAAUUUGAUGCGGUUUCAGCUGUGUUGAUUCGGUCAGGUUGUGUGUCCAAACGCGUGCCAAACGCGCUCAUCAGAUCAGAUAUAGAUCAGAAUAUAUCUAUAUAGAUCCAAAUGUAUGUGCUGACUCAGAUUAAUAGUUGAUGAUGAUUAUUUAUUGCACUGAAAUGUGCCUGACACUGUGGAAACCUACCGGUGAGGCAUCAGUGACAUAUGUCGAUACGCCGCCGGUCUACCAAAAUACUACUAGACCAGCUGCGUUCCGCCUUGCGCUGAAAGCUGACCAGGUUUGAAUCGGCGAGCUUUCAGCGCACUUUACACGCCGGUGGCGAGCACGAAAAUGUCACUGCGCCUGCUGAUUCUGUCGACACCUCCCCCUGCCACACCACCAUGCCCAGCUUGGCGGAUCUCGGCUCGCCUCCGUGCGGCUCAUGCCACGAAAAUACCAAAUUGGCCUUACGCUGGGCUCCGCCAGACGAAAAUACAACUGCGCGGGGCUCGCCGCCCUCCGCCGCCUCACCGGCGCGCACGAAAAUAGAGCCCCUAGUGUUCACAGGCUUAAAGACAGUAAAUUCAGUAUUGGUGACCCGGGAUAGACAGUAACGGAGUCAGUUCACAAAAUGUAAUAAUCAACUCUGUCACAGUUCUUCAAAUUGACCAAUCGAUGCUGUAGCUACCAAACAGGCUGCAUUGUAACAGCUGAUGCGUGUGUAUGUGUGUUUGUGUAUUCCAGUUGUAAGCAGCAGCAGGACCUGCUGUCCUUUCUGGCUGUGGUUCUGGGUUUGGAUAAUCCCGCUGUGAGCAGACUCAGGCUCACCUGGGAGGUAAACACACCCGUUAGUUUACUUCACUGAUGGAAUCACACAUUUGUCAUAUUCCCUUAUAUUUCAUGUUGAAAUAAUGUGUGUAUUUGUGUGUGAAUUCAGGGUCUGCCGGGGAAGUUCAGGAAGCAGUUCCAGCAGUUUGAGAGCACUGCGGUGAGUGAAAUGUGUUUAAACCGAAACCUUCAGACUCAGAGGAGCUGUCAUCACUGAGCUGUGUGAACAAAAGAGCAACCUCACCAACUCAAUGAUCCAGAGGAAGUACCUCUGUGCUCAUUCGAUUAAAGCAAGUUUGCCAUUAAAACAGAAAACUGCACAGUGAUGCUUUAAUUUCAUCACUCUAUCAUGUAAUAAUUAUAUAACGCUGUAAUAUAGUAACAGUAUACUCUGUAAUAUAAUAUCACUCUGUCAUAUAGUUAUAAUAUUGCUGUAUAUUAUUCAUGAUUUAUUUAUCACAUCACUCAGAGUUAUUGCUUCUGCUGAUCAGUCUAAGCUCUCUUUAAAACAGAAACACUUUUGUAAUCUCAUCUUUACUACAGGACCCGUCCAGGAACCACAAGUCCUACAGGGACCUGAUAACCAGUCUGAGACCCCCGCUGAUCCCCUUCACCCCCCUGCUGCUCAAAGGUGAGAACACACCUGGCUACCAGUGACCAGAUUAACUGAAGAGACAGUUUGGAUUCAUGAUCUUAAUAUAUACCCACUUGAGCCUGUUUUUACCUCCUUAUUAUUAUCUAAGUUGAAGGACAGUCCUCACCCUCCUCCUCCUCACUGUCCUUUGAUUAGGGUCUGAAACCCUUUAAAACUGAUCAGCUGAUCACUGAUCAUCAGCUUUGGAUCAUUUAAUCAUCCCGAGUUUACUCUCUCAAGUUGCGUUCAUACCAAAUGUGAAUAAAAUCUUUUGCGCAAGUGAAUUAUAUGUAAAGGAAAUGCAGAGACGGGGUUAAAUACACGUUCUGCUCGGGCAAUGCAAAUGACACAAAUAAGGAUGCGCAAGUUGCUCAAAUUAAGAAAAAAUAUUCACCAGAAUGAAGCAGGUGAUAUGCCCGAUUGACACAUAUUUGCGAUGCGUCAGACGUGCUUCUCUGCUCUUCUUUGCAAGAGUUGAAAAAUCUGAACUCGAGCAAAUGUUCCACUGCGAUAGCCAAUCAGCAUGGAGAUUUCCUGCUGAAGUAUGUCACCAACAGACCGGCAGGGAGUCAUUCAGUGAGAAACAGGAUUAACCUCCAUUAAACAGACUGACCUGACAUGCUGGAACCCCUCCUCUCUUUCUCUCCUCUCUCACAAUUUCAUGUGUGUUUGGGCACUAUAAACAUGUGAAUGGUGCGAGUCAUUCACGCAAAUUAAGCGAGUAAACACACAACAUUUGUGUGUCCGGGUACACGCAUAUUAAUAGAGGAGAGGAUUUUAUUCACGUUUGGUGUGAACACAACAUCAGACUCCAACCCCCAGCUGCUGCGGCAUAUUAGCACGUUAGCUCCACUCUGCUAAUUAUCACCUCUGGCUAAUUAGCCUUAUGCCAACCUGUGCUAGACACACAUAUAUCACACACACACACACACACACACACACAGUGCGCAGUAAUCUUACUUAAGGUCUGUUCAAACUGAACAUGAAAAAGAGGAAUAGAGUGCGAGUGCAGGUGUGUGUCUAUGUGUGUGUGCGUGUGUGCAGCCUUGAGCUCUGUCUCCAUGGUAACAUAUCCGUAGAGACUGGAUGGCAGAGAAAAAGAGGUUAAAAUAAGGAGAGGAGAAGAAGAAGUGAGAAAGGCAGUCAGGUGUCUCUCUGCGGCCCCCUGUGGUCACACGGUGAAACUGAAGUGGUGGUCAGUUUCUGCGUCAGGAGCAUAGAGCUAAAAUACUAGAGUAGUCUGUGUUGACAGACUGUGAUCAAACUGAUGUUGAAUAUUUUAUUAUCAUUAAACAGAGAGGAUAAAAAAAGGAUUUUAGAUGACUUUUUCAUCAAUAAUCUGAUAAAAUAAUAAUCUGGUUUAUUAUUAAUCUGAUGAAUUUAUACUCUAAUAAAUUAAUAAUCUGGUUUAUUAAUAAUCUGAUUAAUUUAUCUGAUGAAUCAAUCAUCAAGUUUAUUAAACAUUUAGGUUGAUUUAAUAAUUGUUAAAAUAAUAAACUAUGGAAUAUGUACUCUAUUUUAUAUAUAAUCUGAUGGAUUUAUAUUCUGAUAAAAUAUUAUUCUGGUUUAUUAUUAAUCUGAUGAAUUUAUAUUCUGAUAAAAUAACAAUCUAGUUUAUCAAUAAUCUGAUUCAUUUAUCUGAUGAAUCAAUUAUCCAGUUUAUUAAACAUUUUGGUUGAUUAUUUAUAUGAUAAACGAAUAAACUAUUAAAUAAGUACUAUAUUUUAUAUAUAAUCUGAUUAAUGUAUAUUUUGAUUAAAUAACAAUAUGGUAUAUUAAUAAUCUGAUUAAUUAAUCUGAUGAAUCAAUUAUCCAGUUUAUCAAAUGUCAUGUCAAUUAAAUAUUUUGGUUAGUUUAUUAUAUGAUAAAUCAAUAAACAAUGAAUAAGUACUCUAUUUCAUACAUAAUCUGAUUAUUAAAUAUCUGGUUUAUUGAUGAUUAAAUGGAUUAAUUUCCUGUCUCUCGUCUGGCUCAGAUCUGACCUUCCUCCAUGAGAGCUGUAAGACGUUUCAUGGAGAGCUGGUCAACUUUGAGAAGAUGGUGAGUAUUUGAUCACAGAUCAGUUUAUAUGUCAUUAUUGAUCACCUGACCCCCUGCUGAUCAGUUGACCCCUCUGCUAAAAAUAGUUCUGACACAUUUUACUUUUGUCUGUUCACACCACUUCUCUCCCCCUCCUCUUCCUCUCCCUCCUCCUCCUCCUGCAGCAUAAAGUGGCAGAGAUGGUGAGAGUCAUCAGACGGUACAGGAGCAGCCAGCUGGGUAAGAAACACAAACACACACACACACACACACACACACACACACACACACACACACACACACACACACACACACACACACACACACACACACACACACACACACACACACACACUCUCUCUCUCUCUCUCUCAUACACACACACAGACUCAGAAUGUGAAACUGCAGCUCUGUCUCCCCCUGCUGCUCUGCCUUUGUUACUGCACCUCUGCUCUCUCUGUGUCUGUUGGUUGGUUAAUGACUGAUUGAUGACCAUCUCUGACCUCAAUGUUUGUGUCUCUAAUUCUUGUGUCAUCUGGUAGCCAUGGAUACAGAAACGUCCCCCUCCCACCUGCAGACGAAGGCUUAUGUCCGACAGCUGCAGGUGAUCGACAACCAGAACCUGCUGUUUGACAUGUCCUGCAAGCUGGAGCCCAAAGACACGUAGAGGGGAAGACAGGAGGGCGAAGAGGAGGAGGAGGAGGAGAGGGAAGGAGGAGGGAGGAGAUUGGCGUAUUUUCUUUGAGUAAUUGGUUGCAGAGCGACUGAAACAAAAGGUUGGAGGAGGUUCAGGACAGAUUCAACAAACUCAAACACUCCUCCUCUUCUUCACACUAUACUUGGUUUCCCAUACUGUCCUCCUGUCUUCAUCUCCUCCUAUCCUCCUAUCCUCCUUUCCUUGUCUCUUAACCUCCUUGUUUCCUCAUCUCCUCGCUCCAUCAGCAGCCUCACACACUUGGAUGAGCCUGAACUCAGCAGGAUUUGUUUUCAGCUCAAGAGUUUCAGUUGGAUCGUCUUCAUCCUGCUGCAGCUCUACGUUUGAAACCUGAACAUGGGAUCUAAAAACUGAAACCUGAAAACAGAUACCUGAAUUUGAAACCUGAGUCUGAACCUUUGAUGGUCUGAUGGAUGAAACUUCAAGAAGGAAACAAAGGAGACAUCUGACUCCUCAACAGGUUGGAAGUUGUGUGUUAGACCCAGGAAGACGAUGACAAUGAUUAUGAUGUUGACGCUGAUGUUAGCAAUGAGGGAGAAUUCAGGGCAUGGAGAUGUCGUUUGGGUCCUUGGAUUAGAAGAUUUAAAUAUUCUGGAGAACGUUUCUGUUGGAGAGGAAAAUCUGAAAACAGACUGAAAAUCUUCCUGACUUGCAGCGGGUCAACUGACUGGAAAACAGACCAGUCAUAUCAUCUCUAGGUCACAUGACAGCGGGCAGAGAAAACAAAUUCAACCUGCGGAGCCUUAAAUCACAAGAGUAUGGCACUGUUUUCUUCUUCUUCUGUUUAGUCUGAUUGUUGGCCACUCUGCUCAACACUGCCCACAUACGGUAUCUUUAAUUCAAGCUGAAGAUUAAUCAUCCAGAAAUUGCAGAGAUGCAGAACAAGAAAAAGGAAACACAGAAAACGAGCAGUUUCGUCCGUGUCUGUAGAGGAAAAAUCAUUUUCUGUCAAACUGCUGCUUCAGUCUCUGCUCACCGCUGCAUGUCAGGAUGAAGACGAAGCAGUCCUCAGGUGAGAUUUCACCCAAACCUGAUGAAACCUGGACGUCUAAGCCUCAACCUUAGAGCAACCUCACGUCAGACCACUCAGUAACAGGAAACCGUGAUUAUUCAGGGACACCCCGCUGCUUUAAGAGGAGAGAAGACACAUUUACUAAUGCAAGUAUUCACCUGUCAACAAACACUCACCUGACAGAUUACAUGCUUACCUGAUAGGUAACAUAGUCACCUGACAGAUUAUACACACAUCUGACAGAUUAUGCAUUGACCUGAUAGAUAACAUACUCAUCCGACAGAUUAUACACGUAUCUGUCUUAAAAGAUGAGGAGACAGGUUAUCAUCAAGGUUUUGUUCUCCAGGAUCUUUCCUCAGACUGUCUCUACAGAAAAACGGCCAAUGUGUCAUGUGACCAUCUCAGCAACAGAUCAUGGGACCGUCUCGGCAGAAGGUCACAUGACGUUAAACCUCCACAGGAAGCGGUUAGAGCAGGUGAUUCUUGAGUUCUGUGGGAUGUUCUCAGACUCAGUGGACCAGGUGAUCCACCUGUCUUGACUCACCUGUCUCCGCACUCACAGGUGUGUUUGGUUGUGGUUUACUCCAGAGUGUUGUGCUCUCAGGCUGACCUUUGACCUCUGACCUCCCACACUCAGAUCAGGACUCUUCACUCUGAUUCCUCCAUGUUUUGACUGACACAGAGACAACGCAUCCACCGACCAUGUGACCACGUCUAUGAGGACCAAACGACUCUGAGACAUGGUCACGGUGAGUUCUCUGACUCGGUCACAUGACUGAGGUGUUUAAGGAGUUUCUGGAUCAGAGUUGUAGAUUCUGUUUUUUUUUUUCUAUCAAUCCUGAUCUGAAGACGUUUUCUGUUUUUUAUUUUGGGAUUUUAAAGAUUCACCUUGUCUUUACAGGACAGCAGGAAAACUCUCUUUAAAGGAGCAGUCCUCUGUUUUUGUAUGUUUGAAUCCACAGUUUACCACAUAGCGUGUUCACCCUGACAAAAAAAAAAAAAACUAAAACAGGAUUCUUAUCUUUACGAUAAAGUUUGUUUGUGUUGAUAUUUAUUUAUUUUCAUACAGCCCUAGGUGUCUCCACAUUAGUCGGUUCAUAUGUCCUCUGUUAUCUUAAUUUGAGCUUGUAUUUUAUGAAAUAAGUUCAUAAAAAUUGAAGAAAAUUUAAGUCCCUGUGGUGUUAAAUACCAGCUCUGUCCACUAGAGAGAGCUAAUGAUCUUACCCUUAAACAUUAAAACAUCCUGCGUAUUCGAAGAGGGCUAACUGAUAAUUAAUUAAACUAAUAUUUAACUAAUAAUGGAGGUGAAUAUUGGAGGAUUUCUUUGUGGAGGUGAUAUUUAAACCCGAUUUAAAUGACUAAAAAGUCAUUUUUAUAAAAUCUGGAACUGACAGAACAACCUGUUUUUGGUUUAAAUGGUUUCAAACAUACAAAAACAAACAAUGGCUGUGUCUGAAAUGGAUCCCUAACCCCUAUAUAGGUGACUACAUGGGGGUUGGCGCCAUUUUGAGGGGUGUCCGAAACCUCAGUGAUCAAUUCCAGUGCCCAAUAUAAGUGACCCAAAAUUUCCCAUAAAGCAUUGCAAAAUGUAGUGACCAUCCGAUAGUCACUCAAAGGUGGCGAGCAUCCCGUCAUGCAUUGCGUCUUGCCAUGUAGUGUCCAAAACCUCCGGUAAUUGAGUUCACUACAUAGUUAAUUAUAUAGCUUAACUAUAUAUUAACUAUAUGGGGGUUAGGGAUUGAGUGAUUCAUUUCGGACACAGCCAUAAACUGCCCAUUUAAGAUAGAGAGAGGCUGAUUGGACAGAUAUGCAGAAAGCAGCCAAUCCGCUUUGUUUACAGGAUGACAUCACAGUAGAGGAACACAUUAAUCUUCUCAGCGUCACAUCUCAACAACCAAUCAGCGUUAAGGAAGGACCAGAUCCCGCCCAUAGAGCCGCCCGGCUUCUGGUCGGUUAUCGAUGGGCGGGUUCGAGGGUCUGAGGCAAUAACAGGAAGUGAAGCUGAUUGGUCAACUCAUCACCGCAACGAAGCACUUUGCCAAACCUCAGGGCUCAGAGACUCAGAGAGGUUUAGUUUACGCUUUUUCUUCUUCUUCUGUCGGGCUCAGCUGGAGUCCGCAUCAGCUGAUUGACUGAUUGGUUGGUUGAGUAAAUAAUUGAUUGAUUGAUUAAUUGACUGGUUGAUUGAUUGACUGAUUCUGUGUUUGUACAGCUGAUUGCAAGGGGGUCAUAUUUACUGAACUCUUUCGUCGUGUUGUUUUUUUUCUGCUGUUUCACCAUCUAAACUUUGAUUUACAGCCGACUGCACUGUAACAAAUACCUGUUAAUGUAAAGUUAAUCUAUCUGAGGUCAAAUCAAAGCUACUUUUUUUACAGCGAAGAUCUGAACUGAAGACUUCUGCUGUUUGACAUUGUUUCAUAUUUCAGCUUUUAAAUAAGAAGGGGGACAUUUUUUUUAUUUUAUUCUUUUUAAAUUCCCUGAAAACUUAAAACCCGCGAUAAUGAUCUAACUCCAGACAAAAUGAUUUAUUGUAAAACCUUUUUAUUCUACAGUGCACAAAAGAGUUUCAUUGGGCAAAUUCAACACACUUCGUUUUAGAGUGCAUCAUAGUAUUGCCAUAUUAAAUCUACAGCUAAAAACAUCUCCAGCUGCUCAGAAAGAUUUUAACAACAGAAAGAGAAAAACAGAAAAAAGUUUGAAGAUUAGGAUGUAAUGUCAACUUUAUAAGUAUAACUUGUUUGGCCAAAAUCAUUUUACUUAGAAAAUCAAAAAGUUUGACCAUUAAUUUAAAAGAAAAAGUAAUAUAUUGGAAAGUUUAACUGUGUUGAGAUGUCAUGAAAAGAGUGUAAUAUUUUUAUCUGAUAUUUUUCAUGAACUUGAAUUUGUUCCUGUUUAUUGGUUGAUUGUCAUUAAGGUAUUUUUUGAUUUUCUGUUUUAAAUGAAAGUGUUCAUAAAAAUGGACUUUCAGAUGUAAAAAAAAAAAAAAAAAAAAUUUUUUUGGAAACAUUUUCUGUGAUAAGUUUGCGUUUUCAUUUGUACCAUAAACAGCUUGAAGGGAACGACCCGCCCAGAAACAAGUCAACAAGUCCAAGUCCUUACCAAGUAACAGAACAGGUCAAGUCUUAUUCAAACCACAUUAGAUCAGGUUGAGUCCUCACCAAGUCACAAUAGAGCAGGGCGAGUCUUUACCGAGUCACAUCAGAACAGGUCAAGUAAUAUUUAACAUGAUUUGCAUGAACUCAAUUAUUUUCAUCAGUUUUUAGUUCGAACACAGAGUGAAAUGUUUGAACCUUUCUGAUCCGAUGUCUAUAGCCACACCCAACUGUGAUGUCAGAGUGUUCAGACCACACCUACUUUGAAAAUCACAGUGUAUUAGCCCCGCCCAGCAUAUAUGACCACAUGACUAAAGUCCAUCAGCAGAGAUUUUCAGCCUCUCUUUAACUCACAGUUAUCCUAAUAUUUAAGGUUUUUUGUGUUUUUCAUGUGAUGAUAUUGAUAAUAUAUUUACAGGAACAGUCUGUAUGGUGGUGUUUUUAUUAUGAAGUUGUUGUUUUUUUUAAAGCAGAAAAUCUCUGAUUGGAGUUCAUAUUGGUCAGAAAUUUUACAGACCCUAAAAAAGACUUGAAUCGCUUGUUUCUGGACGGGAAAUCAUCUGCAAAUCUCCUCUGAUUCAGUAAGACCUCAGUCCUUACCCAGAGUCUGAAAAUCAUCUCUGUGAAACUAAAUUUCCAGACGAGCAUGAAGUCAGACAAACAUUAAUAUUUAUUCACGUUUUUAUUGGUUGUACUUCUUCAAUAAAGAAAUCUGACUGUAAAUGUUUUCAGACUCUGUCCUCGCCAUUUGAGGUCUUGUUGAAUUCGAGGCAUUUGGCGGUGGUCUAGUUCAGACCACUUCCUGGGUGUCAGGCGCGUCAUUAUGGAUCCCACAGCAGGUCUCAGCAGAAACUGGCAUCCUCGGUCCAAACUUCAUCUGACUGGACAUUUAAACCAUACUGACCAACGCGAGUUCUGCCUGAGGGCGGCUGGGGUUCAUAAUUUCCAACGGCGAUGGUCUCUGGGGUCAAGGCUGUGCGCCGAGUCGCCUGAAGGGAAAUGAAAAAGUGUAGAUAAAUUGGCCGUGUAAAUAGGUAAAAACUAACCGAGAGUCUAUUUUCAGUACGAGCAGAAACAGAGCCAGGCUAAUGAUGCUAUUGACACUAACGCCAAGCUAACGGCGUUAAUGUCACUAACGAUGCUAACAACGGUGUAAUGUUUCAUUGGAUGAUUUUUAUUUGUACAGUUAGAGAAAGUGUACAGCGAAGACAGACAAACAGGAAUGAUGAUGAACUGGUUAAAUGAUAAAUUUAUGAAUUUAUAAAUUGUUGACUUUAUGAGUUUAUGAACUGAUGACUUUAUGAAUUGAUGAAUUGUACAGUUGAAUCUCUUUAUUUGUUUUUUUUUGUUCGUUUCUCUGAAGCUUUGGGUUGUUCCUUUUUUUUGUACAGAAUUGGUUGUUUACAUCGAUACGAGUCCUUAUUUUUGUGAACGUCAGACAGGCGAUGUGAUUGGAGCAGAGGCCAAGGAGGAGGCGGGGCCAGGAGGGGAGGAGUCACAGAAAUGUAAACUGAACUGAUAAAAGAGAAAAAAGAGUGGAGUGAAUUUCAGGAAGAGAUUAUAUUUUCAGGUGACUGAGAUCGGUAAAGCCCAUAUUAUCAAAAAAAUUAAGGUAAUGAUAUCAAUGUCUUAAAUAUUUUAUUAAUAUCAAAUUAAUGUCCUUGAAAAUACCUUUUAGUUACUGUUGGACUGUAGAAGAACCACAAAUACAAGGAAACAAAAAUACAAGAAGUUUAAAAAUUAGGACAUGAGCUUAAUUUCAGUGUCCUCGGCUGAUCAGAUUGAUGUCAGACUAAUUUUUUAUAGAAAUGUUGGCUCUAACUCUGCUGAAGUUUUUUCUCUGGAUGGAUGUGGGUCUGGUUUCGCCUCCUCUGGACUCGUUGCUCCCUCUGCUGUCACACACUGCUGUUACAGACAUUGAAAUAAAACCUCUGAACAACAACAACAACCAGC